This is a messenger RNA of Penicillium mononematosum, 1533 nucleotides long. RefSeq lists its product as uncharacterized. Gene Ontology annotation, molecular function: ubiquitin protein ligase activity; ubiquitin conjugating enzyme binding; zinc ion binding. The record is from RefSeq and is a predicted model, not a curated record. Lineage: Eukaryota; Fungi; Ascomycota; Eurotiomycetes; Eurotiales; Aspergillaceae. Gene Ontology annotation, cellular component: ubiquitin ligase complex; cytoplasm. Gene Ontology annotation, biological process: ubiquitin-dependent protein catabolic process; protein polyubiquitination; positive regulation of proteasomal ubiquitin-dependent protein catabolic process. The transcript has 4 exons. Bases 1 to 1533 code for a protein of 510 amino acids.
AUGGACUCUGACGAUGAUUUCAUGAGUGACGUCUCGAGCCAAGAUGAUUUCUUGGGUACCCAGGGCUCUGAGGAUGAGAGCUUGGGAGAAGACUUCGAUGACCUCGACGCCGGAUUUUCGGACGAUAAAGACCUCAUCAAGCAUAAAAAGAAGCCAUACGAAGUCGAGUUCAAGGUUCUCGAUCCUCCAGAUAUCGAGCGUGAACAGCUUGGCCAGGUCAACGAGGUUUGCGCCGUCCUCGGGCUCCCGCCUGAGUCGGUGGCGAUCUUGUUGCGGUUCGGACGGUGGAACAAAGAAAAACUGAUCGAGUCUUAUAUGGAGCAUCCGGAGGAGACGUUGGAGGAGGCUGGUCUUGGGUCGAACUUCGAGGGGACCGCAAAGACUGAGCGCGUCCCCGGCUUCAUGUGUGACAUCUGCUGCGAGGAUGGUGAUGACCUGGAGACGUAUGCCAUGCGGUGUGGUCACCGAUAUUGUGUCGACUGCUAUCGACACUACCUGGGGCAGAAAAUUAAAGAGGAAGGAGAGGCUGCCCGGAUCCAGUGUCCAGGCGAUGGCUGUAAUCGCAUCGUGGACUACAAGUCGCUGGAUUUGCUCGUGACAAAGGAGCUUCAAGGAAGGUAUCGCGAACUUUUAACCCGGACCUACGUCGACGAUAAAGAAAACCUAAGAUGGUGCCCAGCACCAAACUGCCAAUACGCCAUUGACUGUGGGGUAAAGAACCGUGAUCUCCGUCGCAUUGUCCCAACCGUGCGAUGUUUCUGUAAACACGAGUUCUGCUUCGGCUGUUCCCUCAACGACCACCAGCCCGCUCCGUGCAAGCUGGUCAAGAUGUGGCUACAGAAAUGUGAAGAUGACUCCGAGACGGCCAACUGGAUCUCGGCAAACACCAAAGAGUGUACUAAGUGUAACUCGACGAUCGAGAAGAACGGCGGCUGUAACCACAUGACUUGCCGCAAAUGCAAGUACGAGUUCUGCUGGAUGUGUAUGGGCCUCUGGUCCGAGCAUGGCACGAGCUGGUACAACUGCAACCGGUACGAAGAAAAGUCAGGCGCAGACGCCCGCAGUGCUCAAGCCAAAUCACGUUCCUCCCUGGAGCGCUACCUGCAUUACUAUAAUCGGUAUGCGAACCACGAGCAGUCUGCCAAGCUCGACAAGGAUUUGUACCUGAAGACCGAGAAGAAGAUGACUAGCCUCCAGUCGCAGUCUGGUCUGUCCUGGAUUGAGGUGCAGUUCCUGGAUACCGCGUCGCAGGCCCUGCAGCAAUGCCGUCAGACCUUGAAGUGGACUUACGCGUUUGCAUUUUACCUUGCUCGCAACAACCUCACUGAGAUAUUUGAGGAUAACCAGAAGGAUCUGGAGAUGGCCGUUGAGAGUCUCAGUGAGAUGUUCGAGAAGCCAGUUGCCGAGUUGGCAGAACUCAAAGUCGAUAUCCUGGACAAGACUGCUUAUUGCAACAAGCGCCGGGUGAUUCUAUUGAGUGACACUGCCGAGAACUUGAAGAAUGGAGAGUGGUCGUUUAACGUUGAGUGGUAA